Hyalella azteca is the source of this 3206-nucleotide messenger RNA. RefSeq names its product SH3 domain-containing protein Dlish (gene Dlish). Bases 15 to 1157 code for a protein of 380 amino acids. The transcript is spliced from 8 exons. Gene Ontology annotation, molecular function: protein binding. The record is from RefSeq and is a predicted model, not a curated record. Lineage: Eukaryota; Metazoa; Arthropoda; Malacostraca; Amphipoda; Hyalellidae.
UUCACUCGCCCAAGAUGGCUUUUCUGUGCCCGGUUAGAAUACGCAGGAAUAAGAAAAAGAAGACAGCCACUACGAGCGGCUAUGCCUCAGAAGGGGACGAGAAGCCCCCCCGCAACCCCGGCCUGGGGCGCAUCACGGGGUCUGCCUCCAUCGAGACCCUCGUCAGGGUGGGGCUCGAGAAGGAAGCCGGUCUGUCCCCCGACAGCAAGAUGGUCGUCGUGCAGGACUUCACUCCUUGUGUCGACGAUGAACUUGAAGUCAAAAGGGGCAGUGUGGUGAACGUUCUAUACCAAGAGAACGAUUGGGUCUACGUGAUAUCAGAAGCGGGCGAGCAAGAAGGGUUCAUACCACACACAUAUUGCGUUCCUCUGUCUCAGAGGCCGGCGAGUCUCAGCAUACAUAAGACGAAGAAAAUGCCGCGAGACGCCGUGCCGGACGUGGGAGGCUCCACCGUGGACACGGACCACAACACCACACUGGGGACCAACUCCGUGGGCGGUCCCAGGAGAUGCGAUUCUUUGUAUGACUUCGACAACCCGGCGCUGGUGAACUCUGACAACGACAGCUACGGUAACGGCAACAGACUGAAGGCCGGCGUCGCGCAGGGCAACAGAGCGUCCGACUCGUCUCUGCAGAGCGCCUCCCACACGCCUGAGAUCCAUCCUUUCUUUAAGAACCCAGCAGGCCACUACAUCGUGCUGUACACGUUCAUCGCCCGCGACGAGAACGACGUGAGCGUAGAGCGCGGCGAGUUCGUGACGGUCCUUAACAGGGAGGACCCCGACUGGUACUGGGUGCUCAGGUCUGAUGGGCAGGAGGGCUUCGUGCCUUCAGGCUUCGUAUAUCCCGCAGAUGUUAUUCAAGACCACCUGCAGAGUGGGGGCAGUGGGGGCGGAGUGGGGGGCAGUGGGGAGACCCCCCCUCUGGGGGAGGUGGGAGGUGAUUAUAAGGUGGGGCUGGGUGAUUAUAAGGUGGGGCUAGGUGAUUAUAAGGCGCAGGCCCCGGACGACCUGUCGGUGCGGCGUGGGGACUGGAUAUACGCAGACCUCAGCAACCAGACGGUGGACGGUUGGCUGUGGGCGUUCGCCCCCAAGACCCGCAAGUGCGGCUUCAUCCCUAAAGCCUACGCCAGACCCCCGGCCAUGACGUCACUGUGACGUCAGACCCCCCGGCCAUGACGUCACUGUGAAGUCAGACCCCCAGCCAUGACGUCACUGUGAAGUCAGACCCCCAGCCAUGACGUCACUGUGACGUCAGACAACCGAACAUGACGUCACUGUGACGUCAGACCCCCGGCCAUGACGUCACUGUGACGUCAGACCCCCGGCCAUGACGUCACUGUGACGUCAGACCCCCCAGCCAUGAUGUCACUGUGAAGUCAGACCCCCGGCCAUGACGUCACUGUGACGCUCUCAACUGUAGAUUACUGUACAGUCAACGUAACUGCGAGCUUUCCCCAUGAAGGCUGCGUGUAGACUUCUUUGAAGCCGAAUGUGAUUUUAACAAUAUUUUAAGAUGAGCCUUUAUUACAUAACCUGUAAUAGAAAUGUGAAGCCUGCAACGGGCGCGACUAAAAGAUUGCAGCUCAAGACUCUGGACUUAUGUGCCGUCUUCGAGUGUAAGUCGAGUUCUGUUUCUUGGGCUCAUGCAUGUUGUUCGAUAUUUUGUGAUAAAAAAAAUUGCGAUAGAGUGUGAAACUUGCGGUAUUUGCUGAAUGUGUAUUGAUAUAUUUUCUGUGCCAGCUUGCUUUUGAGCGCGCUGCGUGCCGUGAUGCGUGGUGCAAUCUGUGGUGCUAACACAAAUUUCGGUGCGCAACGUAUUAAUGAUCUAGUGUUAUCAGAAAGGCUGAUAACUUAUGAAGAUGUUGUGUGUAUCUCCUGCGAAACUAAUGUUAUCCUACAAUCGUAUGGCUCGAAAAUGUCGGCCCUUCGCUUACGAGAAAACAUAUAAUAAUAUUUUAUGAAUUACGGUACUCGAUAUUAUUAAUGAUCAUUGGAUUUAAGCUAUCCUGCUCGGAAAUAAUACGAACAUAAAACAUAUCGUAGAAAGAAAAGCAACGCUUUGAAUCGCUUUGAAUAUAUUUAGUUGUGCAUAAUUUAUUAUCAGUGCCUUAUCAGUCGAAGAAACAAAGAGCUACAAUCAUGAGUAACUCACGUACUGUGAUCACGCGUACGAAUAGCACGCAUACAAGCUGUUCAUUUCUGUAGUCUCGUAUCGGAGGGAGAUGUCGUGUGAUCAUUUGAACAGAUGUCGUGUUGAACAGAUCUCCGUGUAACGGUUUUGUGAUGGCUUACAAUAUUAAGUGAUGAUUUAAAUAGAGAACUUUCUAAUAAGCAAGAGCACUUGGAAAAUGGUCAUAUGUGCGUUACGACCGGUUAGACUUUAGAGGACAUCUCUCUAGCGUAUAUAUGUAACUGCGCAUGUUUUUGUUUCACUGUUAAGGUAGUUGCUAAGGAAUGUUGUAUGAUAAAAUUUUAAGAUAUUAUCUUCGACGAUAACGAGUCUUCGGUCACUGAAAUUGACGAGGUUAUCAAACUUAUCAGUGAAGCCUUGCAAAGCUAUGAGUAUUGUAUUGUUAAUUUUUCUCUAGUGCUUCAUGUUCAAAGGUUACGCAAAGUCUGUGCUCGUGGAACUUAAAAAACUUGAGUUUUUUCAAAAUUGAAGUAUUGACUGGUGCUGCUAUGAAGCCGAUAUCGCCUUCGACUACGGAAUUUCCCAUCGUGUUUGUGUGGUGGUGAUGCCCUCAGUUUUGUGUGGUGGUGAUGCCCUCAGUUUUGUGUGGUGGCGAUGCCCUCAGUUUUGUGUGGUGCUGAUGCCCUCAGUUUUGUGUGGUGGCGAUGCCCUCAGUUUUGUGUUGUGGUGAUGCCCUCAGGUUGUGUGUUUGAGUUCCCAAAAAUCGAUUUUAGGAAACGAUAAUGGUUGCAUUACAUGCAGCUUCAGGGGCGAACUGCAUGUGUGGCGCAGGAUCUGCAUUAAUUUAAAUAAAUAAAUUAAUGUCUCUGUGUUUGAUUAACGAGAUUCACAAUAAUUGCUUGUGUGCGUGUUUAAUUAGUAGUCAAUUGAAAGUACUAUGUAAAAAAUCAUUAGAUGUCUGACCCUUUACGGUCAUUAAAAAAAACUGCUCUUAAAAGAUAUCAUUCCAUAUGUACGUGUGCCACGAUAGUUGUCUAAAUAAAUGUUAUUCUUAAUUAAACAAUCUGCUCUUU